AUGGCUACUCACUCUACCGAGGAACCGUUCCCCUUCCACGGGCUGCUGCCCAAGAAAGAGACCGGAGCCGCGUCCUACCUCACCCGGUUCCCGGAGUACGAUGGCCGAGGAGUGCUCAUCGCUAUCCUGGACACCGGCGUGGACCCCGGGGCCCCCGGCAUGCAGGUCACACCUGAGGGGAAGCCAAAGAUCGUCGACAUCAUCGACACAACAGGCAGCGGUGACGUGAACAUGACCAUGGUGGCAGAACCUAAAGAUGGGACAAUCGCUGGCCUCUCUGGUAGAACACUUAAGAUCCCUCCUGCCUGGGUCAAUCCAUCAGGGAAGUAUCGCAUUGGAGUUAAAAAUGGCUAUGAGUUCUUCCCUAAGGCUCUCAAAGAAAGAAUACAGAAAGAGCGAAAGGAGAAGAUGUGGGACCCACCACACCGAGCAGCACUAGCUGAGGUCUCUCGCAAGACAGAAGAGUUUGACCUCGCUCACCCAACACCCUCACAGAUGGAGAAGUUGCAGAAGGAAGAGCUUCAGAGUCAGUCAGAGCUGCUGGCAUCACUAGAAAAGAAGUACAGUGAUCCUGGUCCUGUAUAUGACUGUGUGCUUUGGCAUGACGGCGUCACAUGGAGGGCUGUUAUCGACACUUUAGAGAGUGGAGAGCUGUCCCAGUGCACUGUGCUGAGCUCCUACAAAGAGACACAAGAGUAUGCCACGUUAGGAAACGCUGAGAUGCUGAACUACUCUGUUAAUAUUUAUGAUGAGGGAAACACCCUCUGCAUCGUCACCAGUGGAGGGGCUCAUGGGACACACGUGGCAAGCAUUGCAGCAGGUUACUUCCCAGAGGAACCUGAGCGCAAUGGUGUGGCCCCCGGUGCCCAAAUCCUGGCUCUGAAGAUCGGAGACACCCGCCUCAGCACCAUGGAAACAGGCACAGGACUCAUCCGCGCGAUGAUUGAAGUCAUCAACUACAAGUGUGACCUGGUUAACUAUAGCUAUGGGGAAGCCACCCACUGGCCCAAUACGGGGAGGAUUUGUGAGGUGAUCACAGAGGCUGUGCAGAAGCACAAUGUUAUAUUUGUUUCAAGUGCAGGAAACAACGGCCCGUGCCUCUCAACAGUCGGCUGCCCGGGGGGAACCACCAGCAGUGUCAUAGGAGUUGGAGCAUAUGUGACUCCAGACAUGAUGGUGGCCGAGUAUUCCCUGCGGGAGAAGCUGCCUGCCAACCAGUACACCUGGUCGUCCAGGGGCCCCAGUACAGACGGGGCCCUGGGCGUCAGCAUCAGUGCGCCUGGCGGGGCCAUUGCAUCUGUACCCAAUUGGACUCUUCGUGGUACCCAGCUGAUGAACGGCACAUCCAUGUCAUCCCCUAAUGCCUGUGGCGGCAUCGCACUAAUCCUCUCAGGACUAAAGCAGAGCGGGAUCCGUCCCUCUGUUCCUGCGGUGAGGAGAGCGCUGGAGCACACGGCUCUGAAGGUUGAUGACAUCGAGGUGUUUGCACAGGGCCAUGGAAUAAUCCAGGUGGAUAAGGCAUUAGACUACCUCACUCAACACGCCUCUUUACCCACAAGCCAGCUAGGCUUCUCAGUAACUGUGGGAUCACAGAGAGGCAUCUACCUCAGGGACCCAGCCCAUAUUCUUACACCCUCCGAUCACGGAGUAGGAAUUGAACCCAUCUUCCCGGAGAACACAGGAAACUCCGAGCGAAUCUCCUUGCAGCUACACUUGGCGCUCACAUGUGCCUCCCCAUGGGUCCAGUGCCCCUCCCAUCUAGAGCUGAUGAACCAGUGUCGUCACGUGAACGUCCGCAUCGAUCCUGUGGGACUGAGAGAGGGAGUGCACUACACAGAGGUGUGUGGGUAUGAUACAGCAGCACCUAGCUGUGGCCCCCUAUUCAGAGUCCCAAUCACAGUCGUUAUCCCCGCCAAAGUGACAGAUAGUCGUAAUCAGGAGUUGUGUUUCACAGACGUGCACUUCAGACCAGGCCAGAUCAGACGCCACUUCAUCACUGUUCCUCAGGGAGCCUCCUGGGCAGAAAUCACACUGACCUCUCAUUCAGGAGACGUGUCGUCAAAGUUUGUCCUCCAUGCGGUUCACCUGGUUAAACAGAGAGCGUACAGAGCUAAUGAAUUCUACAAGUUCUCCUCACUGUUGGAAAGAGGCUCACUAACGGAGGCUUUCCCUGUGCUGUCAGGAAGGAUAGUAGAGUUGUGCAUUGCACGCUGGUGGGCGAGCCUGGGUGACGUCACAGUGGACUACAGCAUCUCCUUCCACGGACUCAACACUUCCCCCUCACCCAUGCACAUACAUGCCUCAGAGGGAGUGACGAGUUUUGAUGUGUCGUCGCCUCUGAGGUACGAGGAGGUGUCCCCCACUAUCACCCUCAAGUCUUGGGUUCAGCCUCUUAGGCCCUUAAAUUCAAAGAUAAAAGCCCUGGGAUUGAGGGACGUUCUUCCUAACAACAGACAACUCUACGAGAUUGCCCUCACUUACAGCUUUCACCAGCCUAAGAGUGGAGAGGUCACCCCCAGCUGUCCCAUGCUGUGUGAGCUGCUGUAUGAGUCUGAGUUUGACAGUCAGCUCUGGAUGCUGUUUGAUCAGAACAAGAGACUACUGGGAUCAGGGGACGCCUAUCCACACCAGUAUUCUCUGAAGCUGGAAAAGGGGGACUACACUGUGCGUCUGCAGGUCCGCCACGAGCUGUCCAGCGAGCUGGAGCGCCUUAAGGACCUGCCGUUUGUGGUUUCUCACCGUCUGUCCACCACGCUCAGUCUAGACAUCUACGAGUCCCACCGGGCUGCCCUCAUGGCCAAGAAGAAGGCAAACUCUCUCACCUUGUGCCCGGGUGCCACACAGCCCUUCUACAUCACAGCCCUGCCAGACGACAAGAUCCCAAAGGGGACGAGUCCGGGUUGCUACCUUUCAGGCUCUCUGGUCGUCCCGAAGAGCGAGUAUGGCAAGAAAGCAGGGCAGGCCUCUGCAAAACGACAAGGAAAGUUUAAAAAGGAUAUCGUUCCAGUUGUCUACCACUUAAUUCCUGCUCCCAACAAAGCAAAGAACGGAGGCAAGGAGAAGGACAAGGAGGGAGACAAAGAGAAAGAUGUGAAGGAGGAGUUUGCAGAAGCAAUGAGAGACAUGAAGAUCCAGUGGAUGACAAAGUUGGACUCCAGCUCCAUCUAUGAUGAACUGAGGGAGAACUACCUAGAUUACCUGCCGUUGCAUGUGCAAAGACUGCACCAGCUGGACUCUGAGAAGGAGCGUGUCAAACGUCUGAGUGAGGUGAUAUCAGCAGCCGACAUCGUCAUCUCCCACAUCGACCCGACAGCACUGGCUGUUUACCUGACCAUGAAGACAGACCCUCGGCCUGAUGCCGCCUCUAUCAAGACUGACAUGGAGAAGCAGAAGUCGUCGCUGCUGGACGCUCUGUGUAGGAAGGGCUGCGGUCUGGCCGACCAGCUCCUGCUGCCCCCCGCGCCGCAGGACGGCGCCGCUGCCGUCUCCUCUGGAGAAGCAGCUGCAGCAGAAGAGGAGGUUGUGGAGCAGGUGGCCAGCAGUUCUGACGACACCGUGCACAGCGUGGUUAAAGCGCUGACGGAGACGUUUUGGGAUGUGCAGAAGUGGGCGGAGCUAACUGACUCCAAGGUGUUGAUGUUUUCAUACAAACACGCUCUCGUGAACAAGAUGUACGGCCGAGCCUUAAAAUACGCCUCAAAGAUGGUGGAGGAGAAGCCCAGCAAAGACAACAUGAAGAACUGCAUCCAGCUGAUGCGACACCUCCGAUGGACACACUGCGCCAACUUCAGUGAGAACUGGCUCCCUGUCAUGUACCCCGCAGAAUACACCCCAUUCUAGACACAGACGCACAUGCAUGCAUGAGCAGCAUGGCCAUACGCGGUCCGUUACGUGGUAACUUCGAUACCAUGUCCCUCAGGGUCACAUGGUCUAUGCAUCUGGGUUUUUCAAAUUUAGAUGUACUGUAGGUGGACACCAAAAUGAAGGAUACCGCUGAGUGUACGUGUUUUGAGGCACUGGACACCAUACAAGGCGAGAGGGGAUCGUGUUCGUCCCGUCUUUAAAUAUCUUAUUUAAAUCACAGUUCUGCAGACCAUAUGGCACAACAGUUCAUGUGAAUGCCAACGGCAGAAAAACAACAAAUAAUUCAGUUUAAAUUUUUAAAAUGCUCCAAACUUUUGCCCAAGGCUUGUUGAUACUGUAGCUCAGUGCUUUCUUAGCUGGGUGGUGUCCUUUAUUUUGGUGUCAUCUACACAGUUGGAGGCUUUCACAUCCCCACUUAUCCUCAGCAGUCCGGACUCCAAUUCACUAUAACCUAAUUUUCUUGUGUAAAUACAGUAAAAUGGCCAGUGUGGACUCCAGGGAUGCAUCCCAAAUCAAAAAAAAUUAAACAACUGUGAUCCCAUAUACUACUUUUGAAAAAAAAUCGACUGCAGAAAAACUCAUAACACUUCAGUGAGACAACAGGAGGACGUUGCUGCUGCACGAUGUUUGGACGUACGGGGGCACACAGAGUCUACCUGAUCCCUGAGUUAAAAGGGAGACACAACUUGAUAUCUUUUUUUCUUUGUUUUUUGAUUGUUCCAGCCAGGCCGGGUUGAUAAAAGUUAACACUUAGUCCCGACUGUCUUUUUAGGCUCUGACUCGUGUACACAGAACACAAAACAGUGUUGAGGUGCCUUUCUACAUGUACCUUACCUUUUUUCUGAUGGGGUGAAAAACGGUGCGAGGCUGCAGAAUCAGUCGCGUCAGUCAACACUUUGACCCGUCACCUUUGGUGUCAGAUGUGGCUUUAAAGCUCGUACCUGCAGUAUGACGUGUCUGUGCACUGUAUGCAGGCCGUCAGUGACUUGUCAGGUAACAGGAAGCCACAAACACGCUUUCUCGGCUUCUGCUUACCUCCAGAGGUGUUGGCCACCCACUUCAUACUGCAGUGACCUGAGCGGCACAUCUGGCGGGCCAUCUUCACAGACCUCACUAACAUAACAGAUGCAGUUUUGGGCAGACGAAGGAUGUUUCAAUGUAAAAUGUUCACACAGUAUUAGACGUUUCUCUGCAGCAUUCAGAAUGUUGCAUUUGUACACAGUGUCAUAAAAUAAUGUACAUACACACAUAACAUAAAAAUAUUAAGAUGCAAUAGGUAUAUAAUACAAAUAUUAUUCUAAUUGAUGUAUUUUGCAUAUAUGCAUGUCUUCUAGGGUGUAAGGAAAAACAAUAGUUUUAUUUGGAAGCAGAUUUUAGGUUGUUUCAAUUUGAAAGAUUUUUAAUCCCAAACGAGAUUCUGACGAUAAUCCACUGUUGUUAUUUUCAUGAGUGUGUUUGUGAACGAUUUUACGUGUUUGUGAGAGCAUAUUUUGUGAACAUGAACAUUUUCUCCCUGCAGAAAUGAAAUGACAGCCAACUAGAGGGGGUUAAGCAUGCAUUUGUAUCUUAGUUUGUUUUCUUCAGAUACCUUCUUUACUUCAAAAGACCAUGCCAGUGGUUUUGUAUGUUUUAUCUGAUUUACUACAAAUCACAUAUACUUUACAUCACAACUAACCAUAUUAUGCUAUUUUAGAUAUUUUUUAAAGGGAUAGUUCGGGUGUUUAUGAAGUGGGGUUGUAUGAGGUACUUAUACGUAGUCAGUGUAUUACCUACAGUAGAUGAUGGUCGGCACGCCCCCAGUUUGGAGAACCGGAGUAAAGCAAUAUAGUGCUGUGGACAGGUCCAGCAGAAAAAUAUAUUUUAGCCACAUAAAAGAAAGGCUCACCUGAAAAAAUCCAUAUCAUUUAAGUGUACUCUAUAUGUAGAAUGUUUUCACCGCUUUACCUUGCCGUCAGACAGCCCUUUCCUUCUCCUUUCCGACGGGUAACUGAAGUUUAAGUGACACUUAUCUAUGCUCUCUCCAAAGCCAGCAGGCUCAGAUGACACAAACAGUAUAGAUCCGUUUCACUUUCAGCUCAGUUCGCCGUUGGAAAAUAUAUUAAAUACAGCAUUUUUUUUUAGGUGAGCCUUUCUCCUAGGUGGCUAAGAUAUGUUUUUCUGCAAUCCCUGUCCACAGCACUGUAUUGCUUUGCUCCGGUGCCGGUGCUCCUGUCUGCUGUCUGACAGUCAUCUACUGUAGGUAAUUCACCUACUCUGUUAAAGUACCUCAUACAACCCCACUUCAAAACACCCGAACUAUCCCUUUAAUGGAUUUUUCCAGGCAACCGUUUCUUUUCAAUAUAAUAAUAUUAGGUGACUUUUGUAACCUCCAUAGUGAACACCAAGUCUGCAUUAAAAGGCCCUUAAAAACCAAAUUUCUCCACCUUUUUACUAUGAGCGAUGGGAUUUUACAAUAACGCACAAUUUGGCUAAGUCAGAACAGUUUUCAUUAUUUCACGAGAGAUUUCUGUUUGUGCCGUCUCACUGGGUUGAGGUGGUACGAGUGUAUUUCUGAUCACCAAUCAGGAUUUAACAAUAGUUUGGGUUGGCAGUUUUGGGAUUAUAUAUUGUUAUGUUGCCUCUGUCCAUUAAAAUCUAACUAAACCACACCCCAACAGUCCCGAUGAAGCAGGGUAGCUGAUUUUUUUUAAUGUUAAACUCUUAAUAAAUGAUAACGAACAGUGUUUUCCCAAACUUAAACUUUGAUCGGUGCUUGUUUAGUCAUGAAGACAAUUUAUCAGACUUGGUGCAGCAAGUUUGAAGAAUCGACCAUUUGUUUUUCAUGCAUAUGAAAAUUAAUGGGAAACAGUACAGAAGGGUAGGAAGAUGCAUCCAUUUGUCAAAUAUAAAACAAUACUGCAUGCAUUUGUAAUUUGUCAGGUUUAUGUGAUUUUUCGUUGAGCUAAAACUUGCAUAAACACUGGCAUGGUCCUUUAAAAUGUCUCACCUGAAUCAUGUAAAAAGAGGACACGCGGCUGGAUGUUUUCACAGUGCAAAAGAGGACCAUGCUAAAGAUACAAGUCACAUAUUCACCUUUUAUCUGUUAUAUUUAUGAUUCUCAACCUUUAUCACUUGUAGAUCCAUAAAAAACAGUGUGACCAAAGAACGAUUGUCCCACGUUGGUUUAAAGAAGCAGUUUAAAGAAUGCUAAAAAAAAGAUCAUAUUUGACAUAAUAUUGAAUAGAGGAAGGAAAUAGAGUUUGAGAACCUCUGGUCUUCUACAAAUACCGGCUCUAAAUUACGUUUCAAGUCCUCACAAGUGGAAGGUGCAUGUUUCAGAAUGUAAAAGCAGCUGCUUUCAAGACGAGGCCUUUCGUCCUCAUGGGAGUAAACAAUCUUUUCUGGGGUGACUGUUAAUGUACAUACACAGCGAAUCAGUGGUCACAACCCGUGUCGACCCACAGCUGAGGAUGCCUUGUGUUUCUGUUUUUAGCUGUGACUUGUAUGCACUCAGCACAGGCGUCUCCAAGUGCACAGGGCUUUACUGAAGUCAGUUGGGUUCAUUUGACAUCAUCGUCUUUACUUUUAUAUCUUCGUCCUUUUUUCUCCUGUCUACUGUGUUCGGGGUUUGGUUCAGGCAGAUGUUGUGUUCAGGGCUCAGCUGUCUACAGUAAGCGUUUGCCAAUAACAGUCUCUCCGAAAAUGGCCUUAACGUUCACCACAAGACCGUACCGUCCCUUUCUGGCACCAAACAGACGUCUCCCACUCUGCUGGUGUCAGGAAAGACCUCAGAAAUGCUUCUUCUGGAUGUUGAGUGUUUAUAUUUGUAGUCAUAAAAUCUAGUAAAUGCCAAUAUUUUACAGAAUAUUAUGAGAUAAGGUUGUAUGCUCUUAGUAUUAUUUUAUACCCAUUCUUCCUCGAUGACGUGGAAACGACCCGAGCUACUGUCACACGAUUUUGUGGUCACAUGGAAUGAAGUCACAAACAAGGAAAACAACACUGAAUAAAAAUGAUUUGGAAGAA
Sebastes umbrosus (honeycomb rockfish) is the source of this 7866-nucleotide messenger RNA. It is a transcript of the gene tpp2, whose product is annotated as tripeptidyl peptidase 2. The transcript has 29 exons. NCBI's taxonomy places the organism in Eukaryota, Metazoa, Chordata, Actinopteri, Perciformes, Sebastidae. Gene Ontology annotation, molecular function: tripeptidyl-peptidase activity; serine-type endopeptidase activity. Gene Ontology annotation, biological process: proteolysis. The record is from RefSeq and is a predicted model, not a curated record. Gene Ontology annotation, cellular component: cytosol. Bases 1 to 3840 code for a protein of 1279 amino acids.